This is a messenger RNA of Cherax quadricarinatus, 1031 nucleotides long. The record is from RefSeq and is a predicted model, not a curated record. Lineage: Eukaryota; Metazoa; Arthropoda; Malacostraca; Decapoda; Parastacidae.
AUACUGUAUAAUUUUGUGACACAGGCUGCAGAGAGGGCCAUCACUGAUGUCCUUAAAGUUCUGUAUUCUCAGAAAUACAUGAAGACUAAUGAAGGGAGCUUACCUGUCUAUGACUACUGCAUUUCCAAAAUGCAUUGGAAUGAUAAUAGAAUCAAGAAAAAGUUUGGAAAUGAAAAAUUUCUGAAAUGUGAUAUUAGAAAAGAGAAAAUGGUUGAUGUGAAUUUUGCAUACAAAGUAAUAGUAGAAUUAUGUGGCAAUGCAUUCGACUGGUUGAGUCAUGAUUGCCGAAGGCUAAUUAGGCUAGUUAAGAAUUACAAAUACAAGAUUUGCCAGAAAUACGGACUAAAUGACAAGGAACUUGCAGUGGAGAUGGACCGAUUUUUUAAGAUUGUUAAAACUAUCUAUACAAAUGUUGGCCAGGAAUUCCACAAAGAUUUUAAAGAAAAUCUGGAAGAUAUAUCAAAUAUGAUGGUAUGUAUCACUAAACCUUUGACAUCAAACAAAAUUUUGCAUAACUUUCUAGCAGAUGUUGAAGUUCGUAAGCUGAUUACGGCACAAAACGAGCUGGCAGAACAAUACCGAGAGCUUCAAGUGGCAAACCCAUUUACUUGGAUGAAUGACGAGUGGUAUGUAAGCUUUAAAAGUGGCGCAAUGCCUAAAACAGUUUUAGAAGAGAUUUACUCUCCCUUGAAAAUUGGAGACACCAACACAAAAGUAAGAAAAGAGCACUUGCUGACAACUACCAAGAGAGUAGCGGGAGAAGAGGUCAUAACUCCAGUUUUGCUGCUGAACGGUGUUACAGGUUCAGGAAAAACUGUUCUCUGUUAUCAUCUUGUACAGAAUUGGUGUGAUGGAGCUAGCAAAAUUGAUGAACUUAAUAAUUUUGAUUUAGUGUUCCUUAUCGAACACAGCAAAGUCAAGUCAGCUCUUUUUAAAAAUGUAAUGAGGGAGCAGAUGUUGACCAAAACUUGCAGAGAUUUUCAGAUAGAAAAUUUUUUUAAGUUUUUUAAAGGGCUUUGAUAACUUUUUAU